AUGCGGUUCAGCAGAAACACGGCAGUUCAUAAUGGCGUAAUCCUAGAUGCAAAGUCCCUCUCUUGCUUUGUCAAAAAAGUUUCUUUGGAUCAUUUUGAGGCUUGGAAAAGGAGUUUCCCAGCUGAACUUUGGUCCCCUCCGGAGCCUAAUACUUUCAAGAUAAAUUUUGAUACAACAAUUCGUGAGUCAUUCUCUACUCAAAGUGCUAUUUGCAGGGACUCAAAUGGGAGAAUUAUAAAGGCUAUUUCUCAAAUCAGCCCCUUAUGUGACCCAACGUAUGGGGAAGCUUUGGCAGCUUCUUUUGCAAUUUCUAUGGCUACAUCUCUGAAGCUCUUAGUGUUCUCUUUGGAAGGUGACUCGCAGGUGGUUAUUACAGCUCUUCUCCACCUUCCAUAG
Molecule: messenger RNA, 396 nt
Organism: Corylus avellana
Lineage: Eukaryota; Viridiplantae; Streptophyta; Magnoliopsida; Fagales; Betulaceae
Source: RefSeq, a predicted model, not a curated record